This is a messenger RNA of Oreochromis aureus, 1255 nucleotides long. RefSeq names its product prosaposin-like. Gene Ontology annotation, biological process: sphingolipid metabolic process. Bases 99 to 890 code for a protein of 263 amino acids. Lineage: Eukaryota; Metazoa; Chordata; Actinopteri; Cichliformes; Cichlidae. Gene Ontology annotation, cellular component: lysosome. The record is from RefSeq and is a predicted model, not a curated record. The transcript is spliced from 10 exons.
UCUAACUGGUGGAGACCACAGCUGUGGGUCAGAUAUAAGCAGCUUUUGCAGUUCACCCACAGAUGUCAGGAGGGAAGACUUCCAGAGAUUAACAGAAGAUGGCCCUGCUUACAUUUGCCCUGCUUCUCUCCAUUGCUCUCCAAGGCUGUGCCUUGACUUACAGCAGCGGUGGUUUGGAAAGCGUUCCUGAAGAGUUAAAAACCGGAGAUGUUUGCCAGGACUGCACCAAAAUAUUUGAACUCCUUGUUGACAUGCUUUCCAAUGCAGACCUGCAGAAAAAGAUCAUGAAUGGCAUUGAAAGCGUGUGUGCACUCAUGCACGGUCCAGCUGCCAAUCUCUGCAAACAAGAGGUGGAGAAGAUGUUCCCACUGGCCAUCAAUUUUGUUACUUCCAUCUUGAAACCAGCAGAGGUGUGUAAAGUCCUUGGGCUCUGCAGCUCUUGUGAUAAAGAGCAGAUGCUCAGCUAUUUUGCCCAUGAGGCCCUUCAGGCUGCUGUGACAAGUGAUAAUGUGAAGCCCUCAACCGAAUGCUCCUUCUGCACCUUCCUCAUCAAGACUUUGGAGGGUUUGCUUCCUAAAGAAAGAACCGAGGAAGCUGUGGUCAAGCUGCUGGAAGAGAUCUGCCAUAUUCUGCCGGCCGCCUACCGCAACCAGUGUGAGACUGUGAUUGACAAGGUCAGCAGGACAGUGCUGGAUGCAAUCCUGGCUUAUGCGACCCCGCAGGCCAUCUGUCACCUCAUGCACUUCUGCAAAGGGGAAGAAUCUCCGCUUGUGGAUCCAUGCACUCUGACAACAUACAGAUGCAGAGACGUCAAGACUGCUCUCAAGUGUGGAACUCUCUUCUACUGCCACAAAUUUGCCUGGAAGCCUCUGAACUACAACACAAUCUAAAGGGUUAAGCUCUAAUAAGAGUCAGCGUGGGGGACGCAGCCGAUAUUUCAUCGUGCACCAAAUCUUCAUCAGCUUGACAUCUGCAGCAUUUUAACAGCAUUUCACAUCCCAAUUUGAUUUCUUACUGCAUAUUGUAAUUUUUGCAUUACAUAUUCAGCCUGCACAGAGUUAUGAAAUCCAGAAAACAUUGUGCUCAAGUGUCAUCUUUACUCCACUACUGCUACUUCUUGAAGCACAGUAAACAUUACUGGCUCACAGAGUUAAAUUUCACUUUUUGCCUAUGUGCUUUUUUUUUUUUUUUUUUUAUACACCAAACAUUUAUCAAGUUUCCUGUCUCUUCUUUAAUAAAGUGUUUUUGUAGUGUU